AUGGAAUCGAAUUCAAUCCAGCAUCCAAUUCCCCUAAAACCACUAGAUAUUCAGAGGAAUUUUGCUUCUCUUUUUAAGAAACCCUCGGACCUUGCAAAAAAUGGGAUUUCUGGUUUUGAUGAAAAUUCUGGAAAGAAUCUUUUGUCUUCAGCGAAUUGUGUGGUUAAUCAGUCUUCUAUGCCUCCGAUCUUGCCUUUGGUAUCUCAGUCGAUUCACUUUCCCCAUAUUUCUCAAGAUCCAGGCAUUUCUCAUAGAUCUUCAAACCCUCAGAUAUCUCGAUCUUCUUCUCUUCCUCAAAUUAACUUUCUUGGCCAAGAUUCAUCGGGGAUUCGGUAUCCUUUCACGAUUCAGAGUUCUAUGGUUCCUCAAAUUUCUUUGGAUUCUCACCUUUCUGUUCCUCAAGAGUCUUCGAUCGCGAAUGUCCCUUUGACUGAUUCUGGUAAUUCAUCUCUGGGGAAUGGUUUGUUAACUUUGGCUGGUGCUCCCAAAUCAGCGAAGAGGGUUGUUUACAACAAUGGCGAACCGGGAAUGUAUUGGACGUCUGAAGAAACCCUAGAGCUGUCGAAGGGUUUCAGUCAAACCCUAAUUGGGAAAUGCGCAUAUGGUAAGCAUUCACUGGGGGUCAUCAGAGAGUUUAUUGCUACAAAGUGGCUUCCCAAGGGAGAAAAUCAGAGACAAGUUUUUCAAAGAAAGGAGAUUGUUCAUAAGUCGGGGAUUGGGAAUAGAUUUAGUCCUCUGGUUCUUGAAGAACAGAGUCAUGUUGUGGAAAGUGGAGAAAAUUUGAAUGAGCUAGUUGCACGAAUGGGGGAAAAAAGCUAUUCACGUGAAGUAGAAGAGGAGGUUCCUAAUGUUUAUGGUAGAGAAAAUGUGGAAAUUCAAGGGGGUGGAUAA
Ilex paraguariensis (yerba mate) is the source of this 891-nucleotide messenger RNA. Lineage: Eukaryota; Viridiplantae; Streptophyta; Magnoliopsida; Aquifoliales; Aquifoliaceae. The record is from the annotation of a GenBank genome assembly.